AUGGUCGAGCUCGGCGUUCCCACCCCCCUUCCCCCCGGCUCCAUCGCCGAUUCCCGGGGGACCCUGCGCUGGACGGUGGUGCAGCAGAUCGAGCCCGGCUGCCCCUCCUCCACCAGCACCAAAUCCGCCUCUUCCACCCCCUCCUCCUCCUCCUCCUCCUCUUCCUCCUCUUCCUUCUCCGACUUCAGGAGCAUCCUCGUCCUGCGGAAGAGCUUCGAGUGCCGCGAGUGCGGCAAGAGCUUCAGCUGCGGCUCCCACUACCGCAAGCACCGCCGGACGCACACCGGCGAGCGGCCCUUCCGCUGCGGCCACUGCGGCAAGGCCUUCAACGUCAGCUCCAACCUCUACCGCCACCAGCGCGCCCACGCCGCCGCCGCCGCCGCCGCCAACCCAACCGCCGCGGCGACGCCGACUCCCUACAAAUGCCAGGAGCGCGGGAAGAGCUUCGCCGCCGGCUCCAACCUCUCGCGGCACCGGCGCGCCCACGCCGCCGACUCGGCAGUGAUGCCAACACCGGAGCCCACCCCGAGGGCCCCCGGCCUCGCCUACGAGUGCCGGGAGUGCGGGAAGAGCUUCCGGCGCAACAAGGAGCUGGCGACCCACCAGCGGCUCCACACGGGCCGGCCGCCCUUCCAGUGCGGCCACUGCGGCAAGGGCUUCUCGUGGAGCUCCCACUGCGUGGAAGCCGAGGGGGAGCAGGGCCAGCCCGAGCCCACCCAGGUGGCCCCCCCGGGGGUCUCCGGCGAAGGGGGGGUGAACCCCGACCUCCGGAGGCAGUUGGGGCUCAUCCUCCAAACCGCCGGAAGGACCCAGGUGGAGAAGAUGCUCCGGGAGCUCGUCCGGGAGCAGGGGCAGGGCGGGAAGCGCCGGAACCGCAAGAAGACGCCCAGAGACGGAGGCGCCGGUGCCAGCAGCGGCACCGAGGACGAUCCGGCGCCGCGGGACGCCGAGGAGCCGCCGCCGGAAGGCGCCGCUCCCAACCAAGAGGAGGGACCCGCCGCCGACUCCCCCGGCGCCGGCAAAGCCCCGGGAGGCCGGAACGCGCCCAAGGGCGGCUGCGCCAAGUGCGGGAGCCCGGCCAAGCCCCGGCGCUGCUCCGAGUGCCGCCGGCGCUGCCGGCAGCCCGAGAAGCCGCACCGGUGCGGGGACUGCGGGAAGGGCUUCAGCCGAGGGUCCAACCUGGCCCAGCACCGGCGCAUCCACACCGGGGAGCGCCCGCACCGCUGCGGCGACUGCGGCAAGGGCUUCAUCCAGCGCUCCGACCUGGAGCGGCACCGGCGCGUCCACACCGGCGAGCGGCCCUACCCCUGCGGGGACUGCGGCAAGCGCUUCAGCGUCAGCUCCCACCUGGACCGGCACCGCCGGACUCACGCCGGGGGGCCCGGCCCGCCCUCCUCCCAGCCGCGCCCGCGGCCGCGCCCGGGGCCGCCGGAAGCACCGGCGGCGGCUCCUCAUCGCUGCGGGGAGUGCGGGAAGAGCUUCGCCCAGCGCUCGGCGCUGGCCAAGCACCGCAAGACGCACAGCGGGGAGAGGCCCCACCGGUGUGGCGACUGCGGCAAGAGCUUCAGCCGCGGCUCCAACCUCACCCAGCACCGGCGCAUCCACACCGGCGAGCGGCCCUUCGCCUGCGGCGACUGCGGCAAGGGCUUCAUCCAGCGCUCCGACCUGGAGCGGCACCAGCGCGUCCACACCGGCGAGCGGCCCUACACGUGCGGCGAGUGCGGCAAGAGCUUCAGCGUCAGCUCCCACCUGGACCGGCACCGGAAGGUCCACGCGGCGCAGCGGGCGUCCUACCGCUGCCCCGAGCACCUCGCCGGCUUCCUGGCCGCCCACCGGCACGGCCGCCUCUUCCAGUGCGCCCAGUGCGGGCGCUGCUUCGGCCAAGGCGCCGCCCUGCUCAAGCACCAGCGCGCCCACGGCGCCGCCACGGCGGCGGCGCAGCCCCCGAAGUGCCUGGACUGCGGGAAGAGCCGGGGCUGCCGGGGGCAGCAGUGCCUGGACUGCGGGAGGGAGGCGGCGGGUCCCGGCGCGGCGCCAGCGGAGGCGCCGGAGAAGCCCUACAAGUGCGGGGAGUGCGGGAAGGGCUUCGGGCAGCGCUCGGCGCUGGUGAAGCACCGGCGCAUCCACACGGGCGAGAAGCCCUACCAGUGCGGGGAGUGCGGCAAGGGCUUCAUCCAGAAGUCCGACCUCACCAUCCACCGGCGGAUGCACACCGGGGAGAAGCCCUACAGG
Empidonax traillii (willow flycatcher) is the source of this 2232-nucleotide messenger RNA. RefSeq names its product zinc finger protein 497-like. The transcript has 3 exons. NCBI's taxonomy places the organism in Eukaryota, Metazoa, Chordata, Aves, Passeriformes, Tyrannidae. The annotation marks the transcript as partial. The record is from RefSeq and is a predicted model, not a curated record.